This is a messenger RNA of Pestalotiopsis fici W106-1, 564 nucleotides long. RefSeq lists its product as uncharacterized. The transcript is spliced from 2 exons. The coding region runs from base 1 to 564 and encodes 187 amino acids. The record is from RefSeq and is a predicted model, not a curated record. Lineage: Eukaryota; Fungi; Ascomycota; Sordariomycetes; Amphisphaeriales; Sporocadaceae. Gene Ontology annotation, cellular component: Mis6-Sim4 complex; kinetochore. Gene Ontology annotation, biological process: chromosome segregation.
AUGGCGCCAAGCGAGGCCACGAUACUCGAGAACUACCUGCUUCUGCCCGCGCGCCUGCCUGCCGUGGUCUCUCUGCAACAGUUCAAAUCUUAUUUUCCCAAGUCGCAACAGUCCUCUCCGCAAAUCCGCACCCUCUAUCGCGAUCUACAGCAGCAGCGCAACGCCGUGGUGGAUACGGUCGCAGCCAACAUCGACACCGAGGUCCAGCGGGGCAAGGCAUUGCGCCGCGCCGUAAUCAAGGCAAGACGCGAGGCAGCUCAGGAAGAUGACAUUGAUGACGAGAUUGAGAUUGAGAGAAAUCUCUUCGGACCUACGUCCAACACGAUCCGGCCCAAGAAGCAUACUCUUCAAAGCAUCCUACCAGAGAUGGAUAGUGCCGCCAGCGAUUUAGAACAAGAGAUCCGAAAACUUGAAGAGGAGGAAGCAGCACUGCUGGAAUCUGUCCAGAAGGCAGUUGGCGACAUGAGCGAUCUACGAUACGGCCGGCUCGCGAAUACAAAGCUCAAAAACGAAGUCAUCAAUGGCUUGGAAGAUUUUCAAGAGAUUUGCAAGCAGAAGAGUUAG